CUGGCCUCUGUGUUCUUUUUCUCCACUUAGGUCUUAAGUGAAUGGUGCCUACCUGGGAUCGUUUUAAACUAUAGGCUUGGAUGGGGAUGACAAUCAUCUUAAUCUGAUUUUUUUUCUUUAGGAUGGCUCUCGUUACUUGGCAGAAAAUUCUUAAAGGACGUUUCUUGGAAAGGUUGUGAAAGCUUUGGCACUUUCCUCAGAACCUUUACUUAUAACUGUUUCAGUUUAGAGUGAAGUAGUUGACUUCUUCAAUUCUUCAGAGCUCCAGAUUUGGGACUGUGUGAAUUUAUUUGGUAGAUAGAGAGCAGUUCCCUUAGCAAAGCUGUAUUCCUUUCCAUCUCUGCAGACCUGUUCACCCUAGCCAGAGUCACAUCUCUCUUGCAGGACUUUGCUGAAAGAGGCAAGAUACAGCCCACACAUGCUAGCGUUCUGAAGUUCUACCACCUCUUUCUCUGAUACCUUAACCUCAGUUGGCAUGUGGUAUCACUGCCCAAAGCCCUACCUCCUCCACGAAGCCAAUUCCAUUUUUAAGAUCCUUUUAGUUGCUACACAUUACUCCUAGCUACCAAAUGUAGUUGCUACAGGUUAAGAUUCUUGGUUGUAGGUAAUGGAACCUUCUUAGCUAUUAAACAGAAUGGGAUUGUUAGGGGGAAUAGACGGCUCAUGGCAUCUUUGGGAGGGCUAAAAAAACAGAACUUAGGCUGAACUUCUAGGAACUGCAUCACAAGAGUGGGCUGCCAAAGAAGCUGCUGCUUUUGGAACAAUCAAGAAGCUGGCUGCCAGAUCAGGAAGCUACACCCUGGAUUAGGAAACCACUGAACAGUUGCCAGCUCCAGAACCACACCACUUCGGCCGUUCUUUGGUUCAGCAAAAAUGGAUACUUCGUGUCCUGCUUCUCUCCCCAUGUUACUCGGUUCUGAGUACAAGUUUCAACCAUGCAGUAAAUCAAGAAGAAAUUGAAAAAAGGCAGAGUUCGAUGACAAGCGUCAUCAUCUUCAUGCAUGCCCACUGUCCCACAGUCUGCAAAUGGCGUAACUGGCAUUUGAGUCCAGGUCUUCCUGUUGGUUUUCUGUAGAUUAUACUCUUUUUAAUGAUGUGAGGAAAAAAUUCAAAUAGGAUCAAUGAGACUACUAGAAUGCAAGAUGAUGGAGAAAGAGCUCACCCAGUCAGCAGCUUGUUUCUGGAGAAGGUGAAAGAUAAUGAAGAUAGACAUAUUUUGUGUAAGUCAACUGGGUUUUAUCCAGAGAACAUUAACAUAACGUGGAAAAGGUGGACCCAAAAGGAUCUUCAGUACCAAGAGGUUUCUGAGGGCAUCAUUACUGGUCCCACCGUCAAGAAUGAGGAUGUCACAUUUAAUGUUACCAGCUACUUGAGCCUGAGGCCCGCUCUGGAAGACAGUGUGACCAGCUACCGGUGCGUGGUAUGGCAUGGAUCCUUGCUCACAGGCCAGAGUUUCAACCUCACCCUGCCUCUGAUAGAAUCUGAGAAGAAAACUGACUUGAAGAUUGUUGGGUUAUGUAUUGGAUUGUUAUUUAUUGUGCUAAUCUUAUUAAUUUUAGUUUUCUUUGUAAAAGGUACUGGAUGGUCAUUCUUUUUGAUACUUUUUGAAGAAGAGACGAAAGCCUUCACCACCAGCCUGGAUUCUGUGGUGGUUUGCAGUGAUGGCUUCAAUCCUUCACCCUUCCCUAUGUCCAUGUCCGUUGUCAUGUAAUUGUGUGGUGUCCUCCAAUCAUGGGCUGCCCCUUAAACUUGGGGCAAUGUGACUUGCUCUGGCCAAUACGAUGAGACAGAAGUGAGUGUGCCAUUUCCAAGCCUACACCUUAAAUGGCCUUGUGUAUUUCCAUUUGCUUUCUUUUGUGCUUCUGAUAUUUGUGAGAGGAGGACACUUGCCCAAGGUAGCCUGCUGGAGGAUGAGAGACACCAGAAGCUGGAGCUAGUUGCUCUAGCAGAGGCCAGUCUAGAUCAGAUGACAGCUACCAGACAUAGAAGUAAAUCUAGCUAAGAUCAUCGUCAGCGCCAACAGAACCAGCUCUUAAAUGCAUGAGAAAUUAGUUAUUCUUUCAAAGCCACUGCUUUAUAGGGUGGCUUGUUACACAGUAAAAGCUGACUGAUAUAGCUCCUCAGGAAGUUGCAUUUUGACCCAAAAGCCACAGAGAUGUGCUGCUGAGACCUUCUUCAAGAGACAGCCUGCUGUGAAGAGUGUACUCAGCCACCGUGUUCCAGCUGUGGCAUCUCAGGGAUCUGCUGUAGCUUUCGAGCUUAUGCCAUGCUCUCCCUGCCUAGCCAAUGGCUGAGCACGGCAGGAAUCUUCGGAGUUCCCUGUUGUUCACUUUGGUGGCUGAGACUUUCUUGGAGAAGCACUGUCAUCUGAGACUCUUGCUACCCAGUCACCCCUUCUUCCUCCCUUCACAGAUACCAGACCUGCGUCAAAGCUUCAGUCAGAACUGUACACAUUUACUUCUCUCUGGUUUACCCUGGAGUAUCUUCCCUUCCCCAGUUAUGAUGGCAUUAUGAGAAAAACUGAUCAAAUGCAGUAAAGAGUACACAGAGGCAGGGCUACAUAAUAAACUGUGUAGUUGCAUAUGCA
Molecule: messenger RNA, 2587 nt
Organism: Vicugna pacos (alpaca)
Lineage: Eukaryota; Metazoa; Chordata; Mammalia; Artiodactyla; Camelidae
Source: RefSeq, a predicted model, not a curated record